Silurus meridionalis is the source of this 3060-nucleotide messenger RNA. It is a transcript of the gene grinaa, whose product is annotated as glutamate receptor, ionotropic, N-methyl D-aspartate-associated protein 1a (glutamate binding). The coding region runs from base 98 to 1285 and encodes 395 amino acids. The transcript is spliced from 7 exons. The record is from RefSeq and is a predicted model, not a curated record. Gene Ontology annotation, biological process: negative regulation of apoptotic signaling pathway. Lineage: Eukaryota; Metazoa; Chordata; Actinopteri; Siluriformes; Siluridae. Gene Ontology annotation, cellular component: membrane; endoplasmic reticulum; Golgi apparatus.
GAUGAGGAUGAUAGUGCGCGCGCUCUGGAGCGGAAUUCCAAACUGCGCCAUGUGUAGGCAGCGAUGGGGGAUAUUCGUGGAUUUGUAUUAAAUCCUAAUGACAGCAGGCCAGGGGAUUAUUUUCCUCUUAAGAGUGCUGUGGGGCUUUACUCCAUGGCAUGUAAAUGAGAUGGACAGCAGCAAGAUCAGAGUGAGGAACAAAGACAUGUCACAAGAGAAAACUGGCUACCCUAUAAUAGGGGAGAACAAACCUCUUCAAAAUAAUGUUUACGGGACACCCCAGCCUGAUGCAUUUGGGAUGCCUCCACCAAACUACAGCCAGGCUCCUGGAGGACUCUCUUACCCAGCACCAGGACCCUAUGGACAGCCAGGUAUUCCCCAAGGAGCACCAGGGUUUGCUCCAGGACCAUACCCUCAGAUGCCCUUCCCACAAAUGCCAUGCCCUCAAGGCCCAUAUCCACAGGGGCCAUAUCCUCAGGGCCCAUAUGCUCAGGGCCCCUACCAUGGAACAGGGCAGCCUGGUUUUGAUGGAGAGCCCAAUGCUGCGAUUGGCAGUCCGGGGUAUCACAGUGGAGACGGGCCUCCUUCAUACUAUGACAAUGAGGAGUUUGCUAACUCAGGCUGGGAGGACAAAACUGUUCGCCAAGCCUUCAUCAGGAAGGUGUUCAUGGUUUUAACCAUACAGCUGACGGUGACAUUCUCCUUCGUUGCCAUCUUCACCUUCUCAGAGGACGUGAAGCUCUUUGUUCAGCAAAAUCGGUGGACAUACUAUGUGUCCUAUGCAGUCUUCUUUGUGUCUCUCAUUCUGCUCAGCUGCUGUGGAGAAUUCCGACGCAAACACCCAUGGAAUCUUGUGGCUUUGUCUAUUCUAACUCUCAGCCUGUCCUAUAUGGUGGGAAUGAUCGCCAGCUUUUAUGACACAGACACAGUCAUCAUGGCAGUAGGCAUCACAGUAGUAGUGUGCUUCACCGUGGUGCUGUUCUCUCUUCAGAGCAAGUACGAUUUUACUUCCUGCCGGGGCGUGCUAUUUGUUUGCCUCAUCGUGCUCCUCCUUUUCUCGAUCCUCUGCAUCUUUAUCCGUAACAAGAUACUGCACAUUGUCUACGCCUCCCUGGGGGCUCUGCUAUUCACCUGCUUCCUGGCUGUAGACACUCAGCUUCUCCUAGGCAACAAGAAGAUGGCACUGAGCCCAGAAGAGUACAUCUUUGCUGCUCUCAACCUCUACACUGAUAUCAUCAACAUCUUUAUCUAUCUCCUGGCCAUCGUGGGCCGCUCCCGGGAAUGAGCAAAAAUACAUCAGUAAAAAAAAUUAUUAAGAUAACCACCACACACACGGUGAUUACAUUGCACUCGUUCUCAUUUUGUCUCUCAGUGUGUGUAAACCCUUUCUUCCAUUAUACACUUGGGUGUAGCAGAUAUGCAGGGUGGUCAGACCAAAAGCUCUAUGCAUCCAGCAGGCCUGGCAUGGAUCACAGCAAAAGGAAGAGCAUAUUUAUAAAAGUUAUUUAUUUAAAAAUCCACCACAUCGUCUGCUUGCUUGGCCCCGAAAUGGCUUUUGCGCAUUUGGAAAAGAGAUGCAACGUAGUAUGACUCAUAAACAGCAUGAGCAGACAUCGCUCCUCCCCUGACUCCGGCAAGCUUGGCACUCUGCCUGAUAAUGCUAACACUGCAUUAACAGAGAGAAAGAAAGGCAGGAAGUUGGCAGAGGGAGCAUUGCUAUAUUUUGUAGACAAACAAAUAAUCAAAAUGGAAAGCUAAAUCAGUCAUCAUCUUUCACUUCCUGUUCACUCUGACCAGUCAAUGUGCUGGUAAAGUCUGCAUGGUAAAACAAACCAGCGAAGAAAGACAAACCCACACAUCAGUCCCCUAAUAGCUGCUCAUUAUAUAGCUAUAAAUCUGAAGUUUUUCCACUCAACUUAGAGCAUGUCCAUAUAAAUGGCUGUUCUGCAGCACAGAGAAACAUCACCUUUUAGGAGGCACAAACUUAUUAAACACUCUGGAACAUCACUUAUUACUAACCGCAUUCUAACACAUCUGUACAUAUAUUUAUACAUAAUGAUUUAUAUGAUUAAUAUUUAUUUAUUUUUAUUCAUUUAUUUUCAAAAUAAAUGACAGUUUAGAUGUGAUGUUUGUAUCAUUUGAAAGUGUGCACACUGAAAGUGCUGUUAGCAUCAUAAGAUCGUGAUUUAUUCCUCUUUUUCCUCAUUUAAUUUUUUGUUGUGAUCUGAAAUUUAUUAUCUAUUUAAACAUUUGUGUUUCUUUAUUUUAACUAGCAUAAAACGCUUGCAUGCUAAAAUUUCCACAUUUUUUCUUUGGGAAGCGUGAGGGUAAAUUCGCAGCAUUUUUCUUUUUUUUGUGUUUUUUUUUAUAAAUUGUUUAUUACAGGAUACUGUAGACUACAGGACUGUAGAUGGUGUGCUUGCUUGCUUCUCUAAUAGGGCUCUAGUUGUGCAAUGUUUUUUACCACAGGCCAGCAUAUUGUGAGACAUUUAGGAUCAUUUCCAGCUAAUCCAUCCUGUCAUGGAUGACCAAGGGCAAAACACGGUCCCAGUUUAGUACUUACUGUUGACAGGUUGAUCAGUGUAAUGCAGUUGAUUUAACAUUAGAGCCGCUCAGUUGUGUUGUCCACCGCAUAUAAAGGAGUACAAUCUUUUAGUGGAAAACUGCAAAAUGUCAUCAAAUUGUGUAAACUACAACUAACUUUAGGACAAGAUCUUAAAAAAAUAAUAAAAUCUGUAAACAUGUACACAGAUGAGUAAUUUCCUAAUAUGCUCAUUUAAUUCGUGGCUUGAAUGUGAUUGAAUAAAAUGUCCUCUAUCUUGUCUCAUAUUAAAUGUAAUAGUUGCACGCGCCUUCCCUAGUUUGCAUGUAGACACCUCGCACCCUGGACUAGUAAAAGAUGUUUGGAGAAAAUAUUCAAAUAUCAAUUUUAAUGUACUGCAGCCCUGUUUUCUCAUUCGAUGAACAGUUUUGUGUUUGUAACUGACUCAUGUUUAAGUGUACUUGGCUUUGUAGUUCUCUUUUCACUCUACGUUUGCAUUAAACUGAAGUUGGACUGUA